Lactuca virosa is the source of this 1961-nucleotide messenger RNA. The record is from the annotation of a GenBank genome assembly. NCBI's taxonomy places the organism in Eukaryota, Viridiplantae, Streptophyta, Magnoliopsida, Asterales, Asteraceae.
GUUGCGUUUGUGGAGCCAAAUCACACACGAAAGCGUCUACUUCUCUACAAAAGGGGACGGGCGGCCCACCACCUACUGCCACCGCCCACCUUAAGUUUGCCUUGCGUCAAUCUCUAAAAACAUUCUGCGGGGAAACCAUUAGCUAUUAGGUGAACAAACAUGGUGGUGGCACGAUCUAUUUUAGGCUUUAAAUCCAAGUUCGCAAUUGUUGCCACUGCCUUGGGCGCCGGUGCUGGUGCUGCGGCCAUCGCUAAAUCGGAUGAUCCUGCCACUUCCCUCAAGCUCUGCACCACUGUCCCCGUCCGCCUCUUUCGCCUCUCCCUCACCGCUGCUACUAUUGCCUUCGAUUAUGAGUAUUCACUAUGGGGACUCCCAGAAGAUGUCAAUGAGAGGACAAGAGUUAAACAUGAAGUCCACACCAGAAGUGCACGUAGGCUUGAAGAACUUUGCCUCAACAAUGGUGGAAUAUACAUCAAGCUUGGUCAACAUAUAAGCCAACUGGAAUAUUUGGUACCUCAAGAGUACAUUAACACAUUGAGGGAGUCAAUGUUGAACAGGUGUCCUACUUCUUCCUAUGAUCAAGUAUGCCAAGUUGUCAAGAGAGAGCUUGGUGGGCCACCUGAAGAAAUAUUUGACGAAUUUGACCCUGUCCCUAUUGCAAGUGCUUCUCUUGCUCAAGUUCAUGUUGCUCGCACUCAUGAAGGAGACAAAGUUGCUGUGAAGGUACAACAUAUGCACAUGACAGAUACUGCUGCUGCAGAUUAUGCAACAGUUGAAUUAAUUGUCAACACUUUGCAUUGGAUCUUUCCUUCAUUUGAUUACAGGUGGUUGGUAGAUGAAGUACGCGACAGUCUACCCAAGGAACUAGAUUUCUUAAAUGAGGCCAAGAACAGCAUAAAAUGUAUGGAUAACUUUCGAAGGUUAUCUCCUGAUAUUGCAGAGUAUGUUUAUGCCCCUUUGGUAUAUUGGAAUUUAAGCACCACAAAAGUGUUGACCAUGGAGUUUGUGGAAGGUGCAGAAGUCAAUGAUUUGAAGAGCAUUAAAAAAUUUGGAGUUUCACCACAUGACAUUGCCAGACUAGUGAGUAGAACAUUUGCUGAAAUGAUGUUCAAACAUGGAUUUGUACACUGUGAUCCACAUGCUGCUAACUUAAUAAUUCGCACAAUGCCUUCUCAACGAAGUGGCAUUUUUGGGAGAAAAAAACCACAAUUAGUACUUUUGGACCAUGGUCUGUAUAAAGAGCUUGAUGUUUCCACCAGGACAAACUAUGCUGCACUGUGGAAGGGUUUAGUACUAGCUGAUGCGAAAGCAAUAAAGGAAAAUUGCAUAAAAUUGGGAGCUGGAGAGGAUCUGUAUGCAUUGUUUGCAGGGAUUCUGACAAUGAGGCCAUGGAAUAGAGUUAUUGAUCCAGCUGUCGAUCAUCUUGCUAUUCAAGGAAAUCCCAGUGAUCAAUCAGAGCUUCAGAUGUAUGCUUCCAUGUAUUUUCCUCAAAUUACAGAGCUUCUGCAUAAACUGCCACGUGUCAUCCUUUUGAUGCUGAAAACAAAUGACUGCUUGCGUGCAGUUAAUAACGCAUUGAUAGAAAGACCUUCAGUGGAGUCUUUUAUUAUUAUUGGAAGAGUUUCAUCAGAGGCACUGAUUGAGGAGAAGUUGUUGAAUGCCAAUUCUGUUUUUAGGUUGGUGAGUGUUUGGUUGGAGGAGAUUUCAUUAGAAGCUCGGUUUUUUAUAAUGCAGUUGGCCUUGUGGAUGCUUCAGUUUCGUAGAGCUUUGGUGUUCUAAUCAUGGAGUUAUAUCAUUACAAUGAGUAUACAUACAUCACAGAGAUCACAAAAUCAUGUGGUUUUCAACUAAUUCACUUAUAAAAUUCAUUCUAUAUAGUGUAUUCUUUGGCUAUGAGCCCAUUGUUUUCUACGUAGUACACAAAAAUUCAAUAGAUAAAUUGAAGCUGGACAUGUUGUGAC